Molecule: messenger RNA, 486 nt
Organism: Cornus florida
Lineage: Eukaryota; Viridiplantae; Streptophyta; Magnoliopsida; Cornales; Cornaceae
Product: pathogenesis-related leaf protein 6-like
Exons: 1
Coding region: 1-486 (161 amino acids)
Cellular component (GO): extracellular region
Source: RefSeq, a predicted model, not a curated record
AUGGGCUUUUCUAAAAUUUCACUCUCUCUUGUUUUCUUCAUGGUUUUAGCCCUAGCUCUUCCCUCCCAUGCCCAAAACUCCCAACAAGACUACCUUGAUGCCCAUAAUUUGGCUCGUGCUCAAGUGGGCAUUGCGAAUAUAACAUGGAACAGCACAGUAGCUGCCUUCGCGCAGAACUAUGCUAACCAGAGGAUCAGUGACUGCAACCUCGUGCACUCGGGUGGGCCUUAUGGGGAGAACCUUGCCAAGGGAUCAAGUGGUACAUUUUCGGGCACAGAUGCCGUUAACCUUUGGGUUGCAGAGAAACCUUACUAUAAUUACACCUCCAACUCAUGUGUUGGAGGACAGUGCCCGCAUUAUACACAAGUGGUGUGGCGCAAUUCAGUCGGUCUAGGGUGCGCUAGGGUUCAGUGCACCAAUACGUGGUGGUUCAUCACAUGCAACUAUUAUCCUCCGGGCAACUACGUGGGGCAGCGUCCUUAUUAG